AUGGCUUCCGCAGACGAGCGCAAUACGCGCACCAUCCACACCGCCGCGUGUUUGAUUAUUGGCGAUGAGGUGCUCGGUGGAAAGACUGUCGAUACAAACUCGGCUUACAUGGCAAAGUGGUGCUUUCAGCUAGGAAUUAAUCUGAAGCGAGUCGAGGUCAUAGAGGAUGACGAGGACGAGAUCGUCGAGGCCGUCCGCAGAAUGAGCGAUCGAUACGAUUUUGUCGUCACCAGUGGCGGCAUUGGACCAACUCACGACGACAUCACGUAUCAGUCGAUCGCCAAGGCUUUUGGCAUCAAACUCGUCCUCCAUGAUGAUGCGUAUCAGCGCAUGAAGAAGCUCAGCAAGCCACACAAGUCGCAGCCCAACUUCAGCUGGGAUGUUGAGUCUCCGGCGAAGACGGCCCGCCUGAGAAUGGUCGAGCUGCCUAUUGAUGAGUCUCGCGAUGUCUCCAAGCAGGUCAUCUUCCCCCGCGACGAGCUCUGGGUGCCCGUCUCUGUGGUCAAUGGGAAUAUCCACAUCCUACCGGGUGUCCCCAGAUUAUUCGAGAGCCUCCUUGAUGGACUCAAACCAUCCAUUGUCCCUCGCCUCGUUGAUCCGGAGGGCAAAGGCACGGCCCGCAUCAUCAUCUCCACGCCCAUGGCCGAAAGUGCUGUCGCGGGCUAUCUUACCGAUUUGGCAGCAAGGGUAGCGUCCAAGGGCGUCAAGGUUGGCAGCUACCCGCGAUGGGGCAAGCAGAACAAUUCUGUGACUCUCGUUGGUCGUGACAAGGAGUUUCUAGAGAGUCUAGUGGCCGAGGUUGAACAGAACGUGCAAGGAAAGCGUGUCCUUGUUGAGGGAGAGGACGACGAAGCUGAGAAUCCGUCUUCAUAA
Neoarthrinium moseri is the source of this 873-nucleotide messenger RNA. RefSeq lists its product as uncharacterized. Lineage: Eukaryota; Fungi; Ascomycota; Sordariomycetes; Amphisphaeriales; Apiosporaceae. The transcript has 7 exons. Bases 1 to 873 code for a protein of 290 amino acids. The record is from RefSeq and is a predicted model, not a curated record.